UCCUCGGGCUCCGAGACAAGCUCCUCCGCAGCGGCUGCCGGGCUGGCGAGCUCUAGGUCCGGUGCACCCGGUAGCCUGGGUUCCAGGCCGCUAAUCCCAUCACAAGCACCUACAGGGCUCGCCUCUCCGUCGCGAGCGGAAGCGCAGGCAGCGCCGUCAGUUCCGGACGUGUAGACUGACUCUUCCGGCUCCGAUGUCGGUUUCUCGCGCGCGGGUGGUAGUGCCACGGGAAGCGUGACCACUAGCUGUCUCCGGGCCUUGUUGAACUGCGCCUUGCCGCGGCUGUCAUCCACCGGGGUCUUUGCAUUCCUGUGGUCCAGUUUCACGCUGAACUGCUUCUCGAUGGCCUCCAGGGCCGUGAUGUCCAGCAUCUGGCGGAAGCGCUCGUGACGCCGAGCCAGCGCAAGCGCGUCUGGGUGGAAGACCACGUCGUAGACCGUGUAGCGGGUGCCUCGGCCCCCCGCGUACUCGCGGCCGGGAGCCAGGCUAUAGGGCAGGGACCACUGGUUGCCAGUCGUCGUGCCCCCAUGACCGGGUCGGCUGCUGGGCGCGCCCACCAGUGCGUUGCUGCACACGUUCACGAAGCAGCGGUGCACCCCGUCGAGACUGGUGCGCAGCACGUAGCCCGGCUGCGGGUGUACGAACCGCACGUCUACUCCGCGUUCACGCUCUAGCGCUGUGAUCUCCUCCUCGUAGCGCCGCCGGUUCUCGGGGUCCGUGAGCUCCUCUGCGUACUCGGAGAACAUUCGCCGGAACUCAGGGUCCUGGAAGGCGGAGGUGAGCCGUUGGACCUCUUCUCCGCUCAGGUCCAAGUCCUCCAGCGGCGAAGAGGCUCCCGCCUUGGCCAUCCUGUCCCGUGGCUCCUGGCCCUCGGGCCAGGGGAGAUUUAUCCGAGACCAGGUACAUCAACCUAUUUGAUCCACCACUGAAAAGAUUCCUUCAAUUAUCACUACUUAUUUACAGUUUGGAAAUCAUGUCAAAGCUUUUCAGCAUCUGAGUCCACAGAAGAUAAAGGAACCAACUAUUUCAACUCAACCAACAGUGAGUGUCAACUGCAAGUCAAAGGCUAAGCCAGAAGCUUUCAAGGAAGACAGGGAGAACACAACCGCAGUCCCCGCUGCUGCGAAUCAUGCAGCCAGGCUCCCCGCGUCCAGGGACAUCGCAGGGCUCAGCACAUCCGGAGUGCAAUGGAUAAGCCUUGCCCUGGGAAAACCACGUUCGUGACCAUGGUAUCUCCUUGGCCAGGCAUGACCAGAAGUUCAGCCUAGAACAUUCCAACGGACCAUUAUGGACAUUUUUUAAAACCUCAGCACACCUACAGGACAUCUGGUUUUCAGCAGUACGAUGCCAAAACACAGUUCCUGCUUGCUGUUUCUGGGGGCACACUUACCUAUCUUCUACUGUCUUACUGGAUGGAUAAAAAACUUUGAAUGAAAAUCCGCUUCUUGGAAAAGACCCCUUUGGGAGAAAAAAAUUCCUUUGAACUUCUACUCAACCCCACAGAUAAACGAGGCAGGAAGACUGGAAAUCUUUCCCAUGAAAGCCAAGUUACCCUCUGUCAAUUGUUGUCUGGAAGCAGAUGGUUUUUCUCUGAUGAAUCAUCAGAAGGUCAACAGUAGUCUAAAGCUAUGUCAAGUUUACAUCAUCCCCCUCCUGUCUCAUCAUGUGGCCAUUUUAUCACCUCACAUCAUCAUAAGAAAGGCAGUAAACUUCCUUGAAAGACUUCUGUGCAAAACCAUGAUGAUACCAGAGCUACACGUCAAGGAAGACUGAUCUGGCGACAGUACGCAGUAAACUGCCAUAUUUGAGAGGACCACAUGGCAAGGAACUGAGGGUGGCCUUCAGCCAGCAGCCAGCAAGGACUGAGGCCUCCAGUCUAAUAGUUCUGGAGGAACUGAAUCUUGGCAGACGCUGAAUAAGCUUGGAAGCAAAUCUCGCCCAAAUGACAUCUGAGAUGAGAGACUGAGAGACCCUGAAGCUGAGGACCCAGCUAAGCCUACCUGAAUUCCCGACACACAGAAAACAUGAGACACAGCCUCAAUACUACGGACCAGAAGCCUAUUUAUCCAGUGAAUAAGAGACAGAAUUAGGUUGUACUGCCAAAACCACGCGAUCCCGAGUGGGAAGAAAUCAGCAGGUGGCAGGGUUCCGAAGCCAAGGCACCUCCCUCACAGCUCAGACCAGACCAAGCAUCCCUAACGGGCGACACCACCCAGGGCCCAGCUUGCCGUGCGGGCUGCGGGACGGCGCAGACGCACUCGUUCCGCCUUCCCACCAAUCUCGGCCCUCGACGCGUUCCGUUCGUGCGUGGAGGAGCCCGGCGGGAGGAGAGGCCGCUCCGUGGGCAGGGGCUGCGGCGCGCUCAGCGGCUGCACCGGGCGACCGCGCGGAUGGCGGACUCGCAGGCGUUCUGCGUGGCGGAGGAGCGCAGCGGCCACUGCGCCGUGGUGGACGGAAACUUCCUCUACGUGUGGGGGGGCUACGUGUCUAUUGAAGACAAUGAAGUAUAUUUGCCUAAUGAUGAAAUUUGGACCUAUGAUAUUGAUAGUGGGUUGUGGACCAUGCACCUCAUGGAAGGAGAGCUCCCUACCUCCAUGUCAGGAAGUUGUGGUGUUUGCAUUAAUGGAAGGCUGUACGUUUUUGGAGGAUACGAUGACAAAGGAUACAGCAAUCGACUUUAUUUUGUUAAUUUGCGAACAAGAGACGGAACCUACGUUUGGGAAAAAAUUACCAAUUUUGAAGGACAACCGCCCACACCACGUGAUAAACUUUCUUGCUGGGUGUAUAAAGACAGAUUAAUAUAUUUUGGUGGCUAUGGGUGUAGGAGACACAGUGAACUCCAGGACUGUUUUGAUGUUCAUGAUGCAUCUUGGGAAGAACAGAUAUUCUGGGGGUGGCACAAUGAUGUUCAUAUAUUUGAUACGAAGGCACGGAGUUGGUUUCAACCAGAAAUUAAGGACGGAGUUCCACCACAGCCGCGAGCCGCGCACUCAUGUGCAGUUCUUGGAAAUAAGGGCUAUAUCUUUGGCGGACGUGUUUUGCAAACUAGGAUGAAUGAUUUGCACUGUCUGAACUUAGAUACUUGGACUUGGUCUGGAAGGAUUCCUGUUAAUGGAGAAAACCCCAAACAUCGGUCAUGGCAUACUUUAACACCAAUAGCUGAUGAUAAACUUUUUCUAUUUGGUGGAUUAAGUGCAGACAAUAUUCCGUUAAGUGAUGGUUGGAUUUAUAAUGUCAUAACAAAUUGUUGGAAACAACUUACACACUUACCUAAAACAAGACCCAGGUUAUGGCAUACAGCCUGCUUGGGGAAAGAAAAUGAAAUAAUGGUAUUUGGUGGGAGCAAAGAUGAUUUACUUUCUUUGGAUACAGGCCACUGUAAUGAUCUACUGAUCUUUCAAACACAGCCUUAUUCACUACUCAGGUCAUGCCUUGACUGCAUUGGUAAAAAUGCUAUAAUUUUAGAAAGUCAAAUAUCCUUAUUACCUCCUAAACUUCUGCAACAAGUGCUCAAAACAGUAACAUUUUGGACUGCAGCUAAUCACCGAGAAGAACAAAGAACCCAAAAAGAAGAAACGGAAAAUAAGUAUCAAUGGAUCAGUAGCAAUUAAGUUGUCAUCAGUAUAUGUAAACAUUUUAAUCAGACUGUAUAUUUACCCCCCAGAUUGGAGGCUUUAUUUAGAAGAUAAAAUUUGAAACAAAAAUGCUAUGUUCAAGUGAUUGUAGGCCAUGGGAAAUAUGGGAAUAAGAUGUUAAUGGAAGAUUAAUUUAUAAUUAUAUUUGUAAACCAAUUUGCUAAUUCGCUGCAGGAAGAAAUCUACUCUCUGAAAGUCCAUCCAAUUGUAAGAGAUUGUAACUCACUGUGUGCUCUUCACUGGCAGGUUUAUAUGAAUUGGAGGAGAAUGAGAAAUUAGCCCAAGGACUUCAGAAAUCGCCCAACAUAAUAAUAGAUAAAAAUAUUAUACAUCAACUUUCAGAAAGAAUGGAUUUUCUCAAGCCGCUUAAAAAUUACCUAAAGCUUCUCAUUAAAUAACCCAGUUAUUUAAAAA
Messenger RNA from Suricata suricatta (meerkat), 4049 nucleotides. RefSeq names its product kelch domain containing 1 (gene KLHDC1). NCBI's taxonomy places the organism in Eukaryota, Metazoa, Chordata, Mammalia, Carnivora, Herpestidae. The record is from RefSeq and is a predicted model, not a curated record. The coding region runs from base 2391 to 3611 and encodes 406 amino acids. Gene Ontology annotation, molecular function: protein binding. The transcript has 22 exons.